Macrosteles quadrilineatus (aster leafhopper) is the source of this 4759-nucleotide messenger RNA. RefSeq names its product fasciclin-1 (gene Fas1). The transcript has 13 exons. The record is from RefSeq and is a predicted model, not a curated record. Gene Ontology annotation, cellular component: extracellular matrix. Gene Ontology annotation, molecular function: cell adhesion molecule binding. NCBI's taxonomy places the organism in Eukaryota, Metazoa, Arthropoda, Insecta, Hemiptera, Cicadellidae. Gene Ontology annotation, biological process: cell adhesion; extracellular matrix organization. Bases 161 to 2143 code for a protein of 660 amino acids.
GAGGACGACGGACGAUUUAUUCGUUCAGUCCGUCGACCGUCAGUCGCUCACGCUCAGUGUGUCCCUAUCUACCGAGCGCAUAACGGCUAGAGGACUAUCAUACGUCCAACAGCGACUCAGUCGCUCAGUUGUAGUGAGGUAGUGUUUGUUGUGAGUGACAAUGUCAGCGCCAGUGGGUGUCCUAGUGUGUCUCCUCUUCCUCAACUCCGGUAUGUCGGUGGACGCCCGGAACUAUGUCAACGACAGAACUUUGGAGCAGAGGAUGAGAGAAGACGUCGACUUGUCACAGUUCUACGCCUUGCUGGAGAACAACCACAUAGCCAACACUACGCUGAUGUACCGGAGUGUGACUGUGUUCGCACCAGCUAACGUCGCUUUCCAGAAGUUCCAAGGGAAAGUGGACGACUCCUUGGUCCUAUACCACAUGACUAAUUCUGCCCAAAUGCUGCCUCAACUUGGCAAUUCCGUAUCUUCAGAGCUGGAGGGCAAUCCUCCGUUGUGGAUAACUCGGCAAAGAGAUGGGAACAAAGAGGAAAUAUUUGUGAAUAACGCUAAAGUACUGGUCUCUAGAUCCAACCAGGUCCACAAUAACCUUCAAGGGCGAAAACAGGUUCUUCACAUUAUUGAUGAUGUGUUAGAGCCAGUUAGAUCAACCAAUCCUGAUCCACCAGUGUACAAUCCAGACGCAUGGGCUUUCUUAAACCAAUCAGAAAACCUAGACCUAGGAUCUCACCGAGUUAGGUCUUUCAGGCAAAGGGUCCAUCUGAUGAGGAAGGCUGAUAUUUUCAGAGCAGAAGGGAGGUAUACAUUCUUCAUCCCAGUUGAUGAAGGCUUCCAGCCACCACCCAGACCUGAGAAAAUUGACGAGAAAGUGAUUGACGGACAUGUGAUUCCCCGAGAAGUGUUAUUUACCAGUGCAGCCAGAGAAGAUGUCGAGCAUGAAACAUUAGCUUUCACUGACAUGCUCAAAGUGACCAUUUCAUUCAAAACUGAGACCAGCCUCAAAGGAAGCAAGACGUACGUUAAGAGUCACACGAUUCUGGGAGAUGGGAAUCAUGCUGAAGGUGUUGUCUUAGCAGAGAUAGUCAAAGCCAACAUUCCAGUCAAGAACGGAGUUGUCCACCUUAUACACCGUCCAUUGAUGGUUGUUGACACUACAGUCACCCAAUUCUUGGAGGGAUUUGAUCGAGAAGAUGGACCUCUAUACAAGUUCUACGAAGUUAUUAGAGACACAGAAGGAGAUUUCAUGGAUCGGAUAACGCGGAUGCGAGAACUUACAUUGUUUGCUCCUUCCAACACAGCAUGGCUCGACUCAAACCUCAACAACUUGGUGCGAGACCGAGCAAAAAUCAAGGAGAUUCUCAACAUGCACUUGGUUGAGAAACGCCUUACCAUGGAUCAGAUCACUACUGCUAAUCAUCAGUCGGUUCCUACUCUGGCCCCCCGCAAGAGCUUGUAUUUCAAUGUAGUUACCCACGGACACAACAAGACUUUGACAGUAGAAGGAGGCGGAGUAAAUGCGACUGUUAUACAACCUGAUAUAGCAGCAACCAAUGGCAUCGUUCACAUUAUCGACAGAGUACUUGGCGUUCCUUUUACAACUGUAGGCAGGAAAAUUGCCACAGACCCAAUGCUCAACAAAACAUACCAAUUAGGCAAGACUAACAACUUCAAUCUUCAACUGGACGACCCCAGUAAGAAGUUUACCUAUUUUGUACCUCGGGACUAUGCUUGGACUCGCAUGGAGGCUCGGUACCCCACCGCACACAAGAAAAUGUUCAUGAAGGACUUUGGUUACCAUGUGAAGCAGAUCCUAGAGCGUCAUCUGGUGGUUGACGACAAACCGCUAACCAUGCAGCUGCUGAAAAAGUACUCCAACGAGUCACUAACUCUUCCAACAAUUAGAGAUGUCCUCAAACUUCGAGUAAAGGAGUCAGACAGCAGUUACUACAUAGAAUGGAACAACGAGUGGAUUCAUGUGUUCCGCCCUGAUGUGGAAUGCACUAACGGUGUGAUCCACGUCAUUGACUCCGUCUUGCUCCAAGAGAGUGAUAUUGUGGUAUCGAGCGCACCCUCACUGCCUCUCAGUCUAUGUACAGUGCUUGCACUCUUCCUCAGCAUUGCAACUGCUCACUUCCUCUAAGUUCCCACAAAACAUUUUGUGUCUUCAUUGGGAUUCAGGGGUGGGGUCCUAACAAUGAAAUUCCUAAAAUUAUUGUUUUGUACCCUCUGUCUCAACUACUACAACAUUUAUGUUCGAUGGUAAAUCAUAAUUGUGCUGUUCAAUGUUAAAACCCAUAAAAGUAUCAUUCACUUUUGUAUCUGUGAGAUAACUUUGUUGUCAACUGAAAUUAUAUGUAUAUCACCUAAUAUUCUUCAUAAAUACCAAUAUUUCUGGUCCCCUUUGUCAUAUUUCAUAACAUUAUACUAAUUAAUUUUAUAGAAUUGGUUCAAAGCAAUUGAGUCACUGCCUGUCUAUUAUGCAUCGUGAUCAUUGUUUUACAAUAUGCUUUGCAAUUGGUAGCCUUGAAAACAAGUAAAAUUGGUAAAUAAAAUAUCCAGCUUAAAAUAUGUAAAAUAAUGCAUGAAUUACUAAAUUAGUCUUAAAAUUCGUUCAUGUUUUAAGAUAUUAUAAAUUUGAAGUACAGUAGAACUAAUAACCGGUAUCUUAAUGUUGUAUUCAAAAUAUACAAACAUUGUAUUAUGACCAUUAUGUUCCAAAUUACUUUCAAACCUGUUCAUAUUUUAAGAGCUUAUCUGAUGAACCCUGAUUCUGUGUCUGAUGUAAAUUAUCUUGCUGUAAUGGUUGUUUUUGAAAAAAAAUUGUGUGAAUAAUAAAGAAGGAAGAAAGACUAUGUGAAUAUUAAAGAAUUAUAAAUAUUUUUAAGAAAUACUUAUAAUAGUGAUUUCAACGACUAUUAAUGUAUUGGAAUUCCACGUGUACCGGAAAUACACUGAAAUAUUAUAGUUGUUGCCUACCAUGAUAAAUAUAUUUUGAGACAAAUAAUAUGUUGAUAAAUAAGACCUUUAACAAGGAUUUUAAGUAUUGUGUACGUAUUUUUUUUAUAUUUCAGCUAUUCAUAAUAGUGUGUAAUUCUGCAAAUUCAAAACUAUCAUAUUGUUGAGGACAGACUUUUUAAAGCGAUAAAGCACUAGAGGAAUUUAUGUUUUGUGAAACAGUUUUUUUACUAGUUUAUCAUGCUAUGGGAUAAUAUAUCACAAUUCAUAUUAGGCUAGACACCAUGUCACUAGUAAAGUAGAUAUCCCAAAUUAGUGAUUGGGGCAAAUGUUGAAAGUUUACAUUCAACAAGAAAAUUAAAAAUAGUAUGUGCAUUUAAUUGAUCCAAGUCAAAUCCAUAGCUAUAAGAAAGCUUUAAAAUAGGAAAGCAGGAGCUUAGAAAACAUGUAAAUAGCCUUUGGCACUAGCUAAGAUUGUUAAAUCAUACAAUAUUGUAUAUUUUCAAUCAUCUCAUGAAACACUGUCAAUAAUUAGUGCAAUAGUAUAUUUUGUGAGUUAUUUCUAUGUCAAUUAUUUUUUUAAAUUAUUUAUAAGUGUGAUGUUUUGUUUACAUCACAGGUAUAUUAAAGAAAAUAUUACAGCCUAAAACCUUUGAUUUGAUGAUUAUAAUUCAUUACAAAUAUAUUUGAAUCUACAAUAAUAAUUGGUCAAAACUUGGGUUUGGGUUGUCAAGAAAGUAUUUAUUAUCUCCUUAAAAUGAGUAAAAAAAUCAAUGAGUUAGUUUAGUUAGUACUUUGUUGACAUUUAGGGACAUUUUCAAAGCUUAUAGUGAUACCAAAGAUUAAUAAAAUCCAAGACUUUGUGCUUAAUUUUGGGGGUCACAAUAACUAAGCAGAUAUAACAUCAAAAGUAGUUAGUUUUGAUUUCAAACUGUAUUGUCACUGAUAUUCCACUACAAAGAUCAAUAACAUCUUAUUGUGCCACACACAGUUAGUGGACUUUGUUGAAGCUGAGUGAUUGUGCUCUGAAGUCCCAUCAUUAGAGAAACUAAGUGGUAUGGAUCUCUUCUUAUCCACAUCUUUCUAUGUUUUACUAUUUAGGUCAUUACUAAUCUAAGAAAAUCGUUAUACAUCUUUUAUCUCACUUAAUUUGUAGCUUUCACUUCCAAAAAUGAUUUAUUGUUCUUGUUAGUGUAUGAAAGAUCUUUUCUCUCACAAAAAUAAAAGACACUAAAUGUAUUACAUAAAGACUGUAAAUAAAUUCUGGGAUAUUGAUGUAUGUGUAUUAUAUGUACAUUUAUUUUAUCCGAUACAUGUGCAUUAAAAUCGUUACUUUUAGUAUUAAUUUAAAGUCUUAUAGUUUCGGAACCAAGCUCCGAAAAUAGAUACGGUUGUUUCGUUACUUCGGAGAUUUAUUCCGUGCAUCACUGGAGCUGUAAAGAUAUAAUUGUUACUUCUUAGCAUAGCUAUAGAAGUUCUAAAACUUAAAGAGAGUUCCGUUCUAAUUAAUUUCUAUUGUGUAAUAUAAAAAUAUAUACAAGCGUUGUAAAUGCUCGGAAAGUAUUUUGCUUAAUAAUGUUGCUAUCGAUAAGUCUAAUGUAUAAGUUAUUGUCUGUGUGUUUGUGAACUCGGCCUGUUUGUUUGUUAUUCCACCACUAGAUGUUUCUAGUAGGCUUUGUGUUGCGUGCUACACCAUCUAAAAGAGCAAACCUUGAAAAUGAUGGAAACAACUGCAUUGUAAUGAUUAGAUUUAGGCUUUGUAAUAAAAAUACAUUGCAUUUUGAUUUUUAUUGUCUAUAAA